Trypanosoma rangeli is the source of this 1815-nucleotide messenger RNA. RefSeq names its product transcription factor IIA alpha-beta subunit. The record is from RefSeq and is a predicted model, not a curated record. Lineage: Eukaryota; Euglenozoa; Kinetoplastea; Trypanosomatida; Trypanosomatidae. The coding region runs from base 1 to 1815 and encodes 604 amino acids. The transcript has a single exon.
AUGUGGGAAGCAGAACACGAUAAUGUGGGAAAGAAGAAGUACCGCAGAAGGCAGAAGAGGCCUUUGUGUUCAACUAGCGAUGUGUAUGAGAGCGCCAUGCGGAACUUUCGCCAGCUUCUCUUAGAGCGCAUGUCACACCAUGAGGAUGAAGUGUUCUCUGCACGGGCACGCUUUCAAAUGCAGCGCGCGCAUGACAAGGAGCACUUUGAUCGCAUUCACCGUAAGCGGAAGAACAGUGACAGGGUGCGAGGGACGGCGGUGCGGCACUCUCUGCGUCACGCCAUCGUUUCUGCUGAGGACGUAGAGGAGCCGUCUGUGGCCGAGCAGGAGUUUCUCGCAGACCAGGAGAAGCUCUAUCUGGAGCAUGAAGAGGAGCUGCAGCGUUCCUACCCACUCGCCUUCUUGGACGAUGAAACUGCGGGGGCUGUGGCCUUCACACUCAUGCCAAUGCUGCGUGGCAAAUUUGAGGCGCUUGCACAGGAACGUACCCGACAUCACAAGGAAUGUAGGGAGAUCACUGAACCAAAGAGACUGUCGUCUGUGUCGAAUCCGGCAGUGCAGCUGCCGCACGGAAGUGUCAAGGAUAGUGCUGUGGAUAGGUCGCAGACCGUAUUUGUGAAGGAGGAACACGAUCCAGACGUGAGUGCCACAUUAGAGGUGGGAAGGGGAGCGUAUAUCAUUCCGCAGACAGUCACUCAGCAGAUCCCCAAAAUUAAUGAUGUGGGAGAAAAUGACAGGGAGGUGUCGCUGUCAAGUGAAGCAAAUUCAGCAGAUGGUAAUGACUCUUGUGAUUCUGUGGAUUCUGGUCGUGCGGUGGUGACGCCGUCUUGGCUUUCAACGAUCACUUCCCGUGGAGAAGUAGAGUUUGUUCGUACGGCUUUGCUGUCGAAAGAGCAGAGCCGUCUGGCAAGGCGCGAGGAGAAACGGCGGUGGCUUGAGGGUCUUUUAACUCCAGCAACCCCACCCGAUAUGCAGCAACGGGCACAAGAGGAACUCCGCCGCCUUGAAGUGGAGAGGAAAGAUGAGGCGCGAAAAUCGGCGGAACUUUGGUGUUUAUGGCGUGCUGUCAGGGACAGAAUCAACUCCAGCAGUUGCAGGGCUAAUAACAUGGAUGACAGGGAAUCUGCUGCCGCGAGCGGCAACCAAGACGAUGCUGAACGCACAGGACGGGAAAGGAGCAGUGCAUUCUCUGUUGAAGAAGCGGAAAGUGAUAAAGCUGUGGAUGACAAAGAUCGGGACGGGUACUACACGCCUACAGGUUUAGGCUCAGAAAGGUGGAGGAAGCGAAUGGAACUUGUGGCGACCCUUGACGAUAAGUAUGACAUCAAUAAAAGCACUGAUGUUUCUUCUGCAGUGACUCAUUUUGUUUCCUCUUGUCCGAACGCAUCUUCUUCCUUCGGUAUGUCUUGGGAGACGAUCACCAUUGACGAGUUAACCAACACCGAUGGUAGUGAUAGCAAUGUCAGCAAUCGUUUGGAGGUGAAGGCGCAAUCGUAUUUGUGGCCGCAUCACAUUGAAACCAGCAUUCCACAUGUGCUGUGUGGAGAGGCUGUGCGAGGUGGGGGUUGGUGGCGUGCGUUUCUGCCGGAUGCUCAGGGGACAGUUACACACGGAAGACAGCCUGAAGAAGCAGAGGAUGAUGCGGGUGCUAGCGGUGAUGGCCAGAAGUCGGGACGCCGCACGGAGGGCGAACUGAACGCGAUAAGUGUCGUCAAGUUUCCGCGUUGUGCGCGAAAGGUGUGGUUGAAGUUGGACUCGUUGGGGGACUUUGUUGCAGAGACAGUGAGGUUUUACCAGGCUAGACUGCACAUAUGA